Arachis duranensis is the source of this 770-nucleotide messenger RNA. RefSeq lists its product as uncharacterized. The record is from RefSeq and is a predicted model, not a curated record. The coding region runs from base 80 to 577 and encodes 165 amino acids. NCBI's taxonomy places the organism in Eukaryota, Viridiplantae, Streptophyta, Magnoliopsida, Fabales, Fabaceae. The transcript has a single exon.
AUUCAACCACGGCGAAAGGGUUUUAGGAGGUUUUGGGCAGAGCAUUCAAAACGCACCCACCAAUCUCUGCCCACCCACAAUGUCCGCCGCCGCCAAGCAAAUCCUAGCCGACCACCCUGAACCCAAAUCUGAGCAGCUCCUCCCUCCGGAUCUGCCAGCUCCGGAGACUCUCCCGUUGGAUCAGCCUCACUUGGACCCUUCCGAACCCGAAGCAAAGCAAAAUCUCGAUCACCAUGAAGAAAAGGAAGGGAAAGUAGAAGAAGUGGAAGAAGAAGAAGAAGAAGGAGAGUGCGGAUUCUGCUUGUUCAUGAAAAGUGGCGGUUGCAGGGAAUCGUUCAUCGAGUGGGAGAAGUGCACUGAGGAAGCGGAGAAGAACAAAGAGGACAUCGUUGAGAAAUGCAUCAAUAUCACUGCGGCGCUGAAGCAGUGUAUGGAGGCUCAUUUCGAUUACUACGAACCCAUCCUCCGCGCCGAGAAAGCCGCCGAGCAGCAAGCCAUCGCGGAAUUGAAGAAAGAAGCCAUGGAGAAAGAGUCCAAGGAGCAAGAUAGGGCUUCUUCUGAUUCUGAUCAAAAGUGAGAUCUUGCUAAUUCGAGAUUUUUUUUUUUUUUACUUUAGCAAUUGUUUUGCUUGUAUUUUAGUGGCGAAAGAAGGAAUUGAUUACAGUUUAGUGGCUUAACUUAUUGGAGAUGGAGAGUAUAGCUGACCACAGAAAGAGGCAUUUUUGAAUUCACAAUAAAUUAGAAUUUUCAUGAAUAUGUUCUUACUCGGA